Molecule: messenger RNA, 3558 nt
Organism: Gadus chalcogrammus (walleye pollock)
Lineage: Eukaryota; Metazoa; Chordata; Actinopteri; Gadiformes; Gadidae
Product: integrin beta-4-like
Exons: 15
Coding region: 1711-3558 (615 amino acids)
Biological process (GO): cell-matrix adhesion; integrin-mediated signaling pathway; cell adhesion mediated by integrin
Cellular component (GO): focal adhesion; integrin complex; cell surface
Molecular function (GO): integrin binding
Source: RefSeq, a predicted model, not a curated record
CCCCCCCCCCCCAAAACCUCUCCCCCAUAACGGCAUUCAUGUUUUAAUUGGCUUCUUGUCAUGUUAUUUUUUUCCUUGUUCUUUUCCAACUGCCCAUUAGAAUGCCAAACUGAGUGUUGUUUUUUAAACAGUUGUACAUAUGUAUCAGUUUUCAAAAUUAAAUUGACUAACUGCAUCUUUUCAAAUCGGUUGUCUUUAUCUGUUUCUUUCUGAACUUAUCUGAGAUAAGAAUGCAUUUCUGCUUUACCAGUACCAUGAAACACAUUGGCAUCCAGUUAAAUGCCAAGUUUGUGUAAGUGGGCGGGCUUCACCGUGGAAAUGAAAAGGAUGACCUUAUUUGCUGGAAGCAAACUCCCUUUGAGUGAAGGCAUGUGCCUGAAUCAUCUUCACAGGAGCAUGUCUCCCAAUACAGUACACACAGCACGCACCAUCUGUGCUACAGCUGGAGAUGUGAUUGAUAUACCUCACGUCACACUUAAAUGGUUGAAUUGGUCCCUCUCCUAAGAUAUACCUUUUGAUUUCCACAUGAAAACGUUUUGUAAAGUAGUAGGGGUUUUCUCUGGCCUAAUUAUUUCCCUUUUCAUCCUAACAUGCAAUUUUUCACCAGACCCGGAAGAAUUUAAUUUUUUGCUGACCGUUGUGUCACAAGCUGCGUUAUGUUCCAUAACCUCUAUCAAUAUCUUUUGGAUUAAAGGGAUAUUUCAGCUGAAAUGGCUUCCCUAGGCCCAUUGCUCGCUGGUGUAAUGCACACGUCCUCUGUAAAGGCACUCUGAUUUCGAGCAGGCUGUAGGCUGGUGUAGAGAGAAACAGUAUGACAUACAGCAGGAAGGAGGAGGUAAACCUGCACCUGUCCCAACUUUGUACGUAGACCUGCCCAACAUUGCCCCCGAUUGGAUAAUUAGACUGCAAUGCAAUGGAAAAAUAUCAAAACUUUUGGUUAGGCCGCACGUAUUAUUUUAUUUUUUUGUGAAUCCUAUAUAAACUCAUCCCAUUGAACCUUAAGUAUAAUUUUGAUCUUAUUGUUUUGUGCACAUUGAUAUCUUAAGAGUAGUGUUCUUAAACAUAGUAGGCCGGCUCAGAUGUAGAUUGAUCGGAAGCCAUUAAAAGAGUGUCCAUUGUGCGCUAAAAGAGCGCAGUGAUCCCAGAGCGCUUUUCUCAUGUUAAUGCGGACAGUUUGAAACGCAGGGAGCCAUGACGUCCAGGAGAGAGCUGGAAAUAGACUCUCUUUUGGACCUAUUUUACUGAAGCUUUGACUUUGAACGUUUCCUCAUCAAACGUUACCUAGCCCAUCUUUAGCCGUUAUCUGAAGACUAAUGGUUUCAUUGGAGUUUCUGGGCAGGGGUCCAUCUUUGCAGACUGUGCCACUCGGACCGGUGGAGCGCGUCUUGUGCGAUACGACUGCACUGAGACGCACUCCAAGUGGGGCCGAGUACAAGAGGAAUACUAUCAAUAUUUGACCAGAGAGGACAGAAGAAGGGAGCAAGACAAGGAUUGAAAGUGUUGGAAAAGAAAGUUAGUUGUUGAAUUGGACAACAAUCUCAGACUUGUGAACUUUGGAAAAAAGUGGACUUUUACUAACUCACCCCAGGUGGACACCAUUUUAUCUCUGAUGCCCGCCUAGAGCCACAGCAAGAAGGAACGGAUUAAGUGGUUCUCUUCAUUUGUCGGACCUUUGGACCUGUCGGAUUGGGCAAGACUGCCCGAGCACCCAUGAGGAAGGAGAUGAGGAGAUGGACGUUACGUCUCUCGCUGGGGCUGGGGCUUCUCGCGGCCCUGCUGACCAGCUUCUGCUCUGCUGAUGGGAACUACUGCCUGCUGUCCAAGGACAGCAACUGCUCGUCAUGUCUUCGCUCCGGCGUGGGCUGUGCCUACUGCUCAGAUGAGACCUUCAAAGCCGCCCGCUGCGACCUGACUGAGAACAUUCGCACCCAUGGGUGCAGCGCUGCCGGCAUCAUCACCGCCACCAGCAGCAGGAAGAUGGAGCGGGCGCAGCGCAUCGAAAUGUCGCGGGCCGAGGCCCAGGUCUAUCCCCAGGGGAUGACCAUGAGCUUCCUCCCCGGAGAGGCGAAGGAGCUGGACAUGGAGGUGUUUGCACCGGAGAAGGGCCCUCUGGACCUGUACAUCCUCAUGGACUUCUCCUACUCCAUGAACGACGAUCUGAAGAGCCUCAAGCGCAUGGGCAAAACGCUGGCCGAGCUGGUGCAGAGUCUGUCCGACGACUACACCAUCGGCUUCGGGAAGUUCGUGGACAAAGUGGUGGAGCCGCAGACGGACAUGAGGCCCGAAAAACUGGCGAAGCCGUGGCCCGACAGCACACCUCCGUUCUCCUUCAGGAACGUCAUCCCGCUCACCGGCGACGCCGAGUCCUUCAACAGUAAGCUGCAGGGGGAGCGCAUCUCUGGGAACCUGGACGCUCCGGAGGGGGGCUUCGACGCCAUGCUGCAGGCCACCGUGUGCUCGAAACAGAUCGGCUGGCGUAACCACAGCACCCACCUGCUGGUGUUCUCCACCGAGUCGGCCUUCCACUACGAGAACGACGGCGCCAACGUUCUGUCGGGGAUCCUGCCGCGCAACGACGAGCAGUGCCACCUGGACGCCAGCGGUGGGUACACCCAGGACACGACCCAGGACUACCCCUCGGUGCCCACGCUGGUGCGGCUCAUGGGGGAGCACAACAUCAUCCCCAUCUUCGCCGUCACUGAACACUCCUACGACUACUACGAGAAACUCCAACAAUACUUCCCCAUCGCCGAGCUGGGGCUUCUGGACGAAGACUCCUCCAACAUCCUCACCAUCCUGAGAUCGGCCUUCAUUAGUAUCCGCUCCAAGAUGAGCAUCCGGGCGGAGCAGCUUCCCCAGGCCUUCAAGGCGGAGUUCCUGAAGGCCGGCGCGGUGGCCGAGUACGGGGCGUUCAAGGUCAAGCCUGGUCAGAUCGAGAAGUUCAAGGUGCGUCUGCAGGCCCAGAAGAAGGUUGGGGAGCAGCACGUGUGUCAGCUGAAGCCGGACGACAAGGCGGGAGUCACAAGGGUGAAGCCCAGCACCUUCAGCCAGGCGCUCGACAUCAAGACUGAGCUGCUGUGCCCCACCUGCCCCUGUGAAAAUACCCCCUCCCCGGGAGCGGCCCGGUGCAGCACCCACGGAGACCUGGUGUGUGGGAAGUGUCAGUGCUACGAAGGCUGGUUGGGGGCCUACUGUAACUGCUCUGCCAGCGCGUCGUCCCUGGGGGCCGCCCAGUGCCGGGCCCCCGGGGACCAGCUGCCGUGCUCGGGCAACGGGGACUGCCUGUGUGGAACGUGCGUCUGCUACAACCCGGAGCAACACGACGGGACCUACUGCCAGUACGACAAGAGCCACUGCGCCCGCUACGGGGGCUUCCUCUGCAACGAGGACAGCGGCGGCGGCGGCGGCAGCAUGAUGAUGACCACGCAGCACAUGGAGACGAGUGGCGUGAUGACCACGGGCAUGGUGACCCGCCAGGUCACCCAGGGGAUGGUGCAGAAGAGCAUGGUGGGCGGCACCACCGUCACCAAGAAGGUGGAGCGCUUCUACGAAUCCUAA